Molecule: messenger RNA, 942 nt
Organism: Stylonychia lemnae
Lineage: Eukaryota; Ciliophora; Spirotrichea; Sporadotrichida; Oxytrichidae
Source: the annotation of a GenBank genome assembly
AUGACUGAAGUCAAUGCUUAGCAAACGUUUAUUAAUAGCUUCUUGGAUAAGAAUCGAGAUGCUAAAACUCUAUUAUUGUGCUUCUCAAAAGAGAGUCUGAAUGAUUUUAUGCUCUCAUUAUAGACUUUUAUAAAUCUAAUAAAGACAAAGACAAACUAAAUUUUCAUUCCUGUUACCAUACAAAACAAUCCUAUGAACCCCGAUGAGGAAUUUAUAGUGGGACUUUAAUGUGAUUAAAAUCUAAAGAAGUAUGAGUAUUAAUUUUUCAGCAAGGGACUAGAUGAAAAAACUAUAGCCGAUUUGUUUACAUUAAGAACUUUUCAAUUCGAAACAACUGAUGUAGAUCCCAAUCAAAAGAGACAGCGAUUGAUUGCCUACGAUCAACACAAUUUAGUUUUGAUUGGAGCUAUUCAGGCACCAAAUAAUGCUAACAAGUUGCAUUUGUUGAUGUAUACAAAGAUAUUAAGUUAAUAAGACCUUUAAGAAAUGAAAAAGAACCCACAUCACAUUAGAGUUGAGUACAGACCUUCUAUUGCUAAUUAGAAAGACUUUGAUAUCCUCUUGAAUGAUUAAGUAGUUGAAGAUCCCUCAUAUUACCUCAGAACUGUAAUCACAUUCUAGCAGAAGGCAGACUCAAGAUACCACUUUGUAGUCUUCCAAGCAUACCCCUCAGUAGACAAGAUGUAUCUUGUCUAGAAUUUCCCUACGCAGGUCGGUGAAGAGAAUAAGGCAUUGAGAGAAAAGGUGCUAGUCAGUAACACGCCAUAUUAUUCAAAAAAUCAGUCAUCUACAGCACUAAAGGAAAAUAAUCACAUUAGGUACAAUCUAGCUGAAAAGCUAUCAGUAUCAUUAGAUCUUCAAUACAGAGCCUAAGUAAGCUUAAUAGCUGAGUUCAUAACAAAUACAAGCUAUGAAGACUCUUAUUUAACUUUUACCGCAUGA